Messenger RNA from Haplochromis burtoni (Burton's mouthbrooder), 3364 nucleotides. Its product is annotated as guanine nucleotide-binding protein G(o) subunit alpha. Gene Ontology annotation, molecular function: G-protein beta/gamma-subunit complex binding; corticotropin-releasing hormone receptor 1 binding; mu-type opioid receptor binding. The transcript is spliced from 5 exons. Bases 87 to 905 code for a protein of 272 amino acids. The record is from RefSeq and is a predicted model, not a curated record. Lineage: Eukaryota; Metazoa; Chordata; Actinopteri; Cichliformes; Cichlidae. Gene Ontology annotation, cellular component: heterotrimeric G-protein complex. Gene Ontology annotation, biological process: adenylate cyclase-modulating G protein-coupled receptor signaling pathway; G protein-coupled dopamine receptor signaling pathway.
UCUCACAAAGAUGGUUUGAUUACAUUGUUUACACAGUGCUACACUGUUGUACUCCAGCGUCUCAUAAUCAGUAUGAUGCUCUUCUAAUGCCACAGCCUCUUCACGCUAACCUGGAGCUGCCUCCCUGCUGUGUUUUCUUUCAGGCGGAUGCUAAGAUGGUGUGCGAUGUGGUCAGUCGUAUGGAGGACACGGAGCCUUACUCUGCUGAGCUGCUCUCCGCCAUGAUGCGUCUGUGGUCUGACUCGGGCAUCCAGGAGUGCUUCAGUCGCGCACGAGAGUACCAGCUCAACGAUUCAGCGCAGUACUAUCUAGACAGCCUAGAUCGAAUUGGUGCGGCGGACUACCAGCCCACAGAGCAGGACAUCCUGAGGACCCGAGUGAAGACCACAGGCAUCGUCGAGACACACUUUACCUUCAAAAACCUUCAUUUCAGGCUGUUUGAUGUGGGAGGUCAAAGGUCAGAGAGGAAGAAGUGGAUUCAUUGUUUUGAGGAUGUCACAGCCAUUAUUUUCUGUGUGGCGCUCAGCGGAUAUGACCAGGUGCUGCAUGAGGACGAGACCACGAAUCGCAUGCAUGAGUCUUUGAUGCUGUUUGACUCCAUCUGCAACAACAAGUUCUUCAUCGACACCUCCAUCAUCCUUUUUCUCAACAAGAAGGAUUUGUUUGCAGAGAAGAUCAAGAAAUCUCCGCUCAGCAUCUGCUUCCCUGAAUACACAGGACCCAACACCUACGAGGAUGCAGCAGCUUACAUCCAAGCACAGUUCGAGAGUAAGAAUCGCUCUCCAAAUAAGGAAAUCUACUGUCACAUGACCUGCGCCACAGAUACAGGGAACAUCCAGGUUGUGUUUGACGCCGUGACCGAUAUUAUCAUCGCCAACAACCUCCGAGGGUGUGGCUUGUACUGAGCACACCUACCGACCCUGUUAUUUCCUCCCCCCUCUGUCCCUUCCUCUGUCCUCCCACCUCCUCAUUCCUCUUCCUUUGACACUGCUGUGGAAAUGAUGAUGGCGAUGAUGACGAUGCUGAUUACUUAAAGAAAAAACGAAAGAAAAAUGCAACUAGGUACAUAUUAAUAAUGAGGAUAAUUUAAAAAAAAUAGGCAUACAUAUAUAUAUAUAUAUUAUAUAUAUAUACCGUUUUUAGUUCUUGUCUGCUCUCUUCUUGCUCCGACUCUUCCUGACGUUCUUGAGCUUGCUGCCAAGCAAACAAAUUUGUUUUAGUAGAAAACACGAAACCCUGCAGCCUUGAAAACUUUGUGAACAAAGUCGAUGAAAGCCUCCGUUCCCCGUUUCCUUUCUUUUACGUUGUCUUUUGUUGUUAACCCAAACCUGUACGUUUUUUAUGACUCUUGUUUUUGUUGAUCAUAUGUAUAUUUAUUGCAAGUAUCAGUCUGUACACUGAUGUUUAUUCACGUUUUGCCUCACCUGACACCCCUGUGUGUGUGUGUGUGUAUUACUUUGUCCUUCUUUUUUGCUGUAGUAGUGAUUAUGUAAUAACAGUUUUUGCAGAAUUAUUUGAAAAUGUACUAAGAAGCACUAGACGGGUCAGCCAAAACUCUCAAGACCUGCUAGAACUGACGAUGCUGAUUUUAAUGUUAGUGUUUUGUUUACAUUAAGUGAUUUUUGUUGUUGUUUUUGUUGUCAGUCACUUUUUUGGGGAUCAUUUUACUCAAGGUGUGGUUUUCAUCGACAGGAUGUAAGGCUUCCUGUUUCCAGGCCUAAGCCACUAGCAAACCAUCGGCCACGGCCGGGUGUGGGAGCCAAUAGGAAAUGUGCUAACAGUCCUAUCAGUGCCAUGUAACAAAGGUACUGCACUGUAGAUAGCUGUGCUUAUAGAAGCAACUACACAAUGUUAUGAUUAAACCUUUCUCACUGUUAUAACCUCUAGAUCUGCUAACAUUCUCCGUGUAAGAAAACUCACUCAUGGUUUGAUAAUGGUCGAUUAAUUUAUUAAUUUAUUUAUUGAUUGAUCACCUUUCUUCACACACCUGUCUGUUUUCUCUCUCUCUCGUCAUGCCACACCUUUACUUCUCUCAUCUUCUUCCAUCUCUUUCUUUUUUGGCUUAUUUUUGCAAAAUUAAAGAGCACUCCUUCUUUUUUUGCCAACCCAUCUCCCCGUCCUCCUCCUUUUCCCUCUAAAGCCCAGAUAGCAUGUGAUACUCAAGCCUUUGUAUAAAGAGAUCAGUUAAUUCAUACAACUUAUAGACAAAAAAAAAGUACACACAAAUAAUGCUCAGAUAACUUUAAAAAAAGAAAAAAAAAGUAAAAGUAAAAAAACAAACAGAAAAAUACAGAAACAAACAAACUGAGAAGAUUGUUGGUUUCUGGGACACGGCAGAGGCAAAUAUAUAUAUAUCGAAAAAAAGUGACAAUUUAAGUUUCCAAGGAUUGACAACAGAAAGGUUCAGAGUACAGCGACGUGUUAAAGUGAGCUGAAAAAGGACAAAAAUGUACUCUGAUUACUACAAUAAUAAAGACCCCAGUGAACAUUACCACAGUACCGCCAACGACCUUCCUAAUGAUCCUGUUAAUAUUCCAAAAACUUUUCUCGUGCUUUGUAGCUACAGAGUAUCUCUUUCUCUAUAUCUCCCUUUUUUAAAUGUAAAAGAUGUUUUGCAAAGCGAGCUGAUCCGUGAAGAUCUCAGACCGACCCCGCCGUCUUGUUAUAAUGCUCUGAACUGUGCCCCGCCCCUUCUCCUUUUACCGUUUUGCCUGUUUCCCUGCAUUAGAUCCGUGUCCUCACUUUAGCCUGACUCAGAACAAUUAAAUAUAAUAUUAUAACAAUAUCUAUUUUUUAUUAUUUCAGAAGAAAAAAAACAAACAAACACUUUUGGGGGAGAGCACGUUUCUCGCUGCGUCCGCUAGUUAGGGACGCCGCAUGUUCACACAUCUACGCUGUAUAAAGUCAUGCUCUUUUCUUCUUCUUCUGUCUCUUUUCAGUUUAACCCACUCCUUCCAGGUCUACAAUGAAAAGCACAGUUUCUCACAUGCACACUUGCUCGCACUCACACACACACACAAUAAGUAGAUCUGUUAUCUCUUCAUGUGUUAGCCCUCGUCCAUCUCUCUAUAUUGACUUCUUGAUUUCUAGUUUUUAAAAAAGAAAACAACCGUGUAUAAUGACAUGAGAAAGCAUUUUUUCCUCUCAUUUUGUUCCCGUUUCCGUCAUAUUUUUUAUGUUUUGUUCUUUACCCAGUGAAUGCUUUUUUCUGUGCAGCUUUCUCUCUCUCUCUCUCUCUCUCUCUCUCUCCCUCUACUCUUCUUUAGUGAAUGGUUGUUAUUUCAUGUGGGAUGUCCGUGCUGGAAAAACCAAUCGAAUGUAGUGUUUACAUUAAAAAGCCACUGUUUUCAUGACUACGAAAAAA